CACAGUACACGCAUACCCAUAGCAAAUCUGGUUUGUUCAGAGAUUUGAUUAGAUUCAAGUCUUGUCGAGUAAAGCCCUAGGCCUAGUAGAAUGACAUCAGGAAAGCUUGUGUUACCAUUUGAUACAAGCCCAAGAAUAAGGUCACGAUAUGACACUCUUGUGGUCAGCCAUGGGAAUGAUUAUGAAGGAGAGGACGACAAAAAGAAUGGCAAAGAAUAUGCUGCAUUUCUCAGAGAACAAGAACGGAAAUGUGGACCCGAUGGCUACCUGGACUCGUCCAAAUACACCCAUACCUUUGAACUUAAAGGAAAAGUAAUAGAUACAAAACAAGCUCGCUCAAAACAAAAUGGUGCAACAAAGCCAGAGCUAGCUCCUUUAGCACCCACCACUAAAACUACUGUGUGUGUGGGCAAACCCAAGGCAGACACAGUUGUCGACCUGAUGUCCAAGAUCAUCAAAGAUGAAAAAGACUUCAAUAAACGAAUGAAAGUAAUUGAGGAUCAUAUGUUGCAACAUAAACAAGAAGAACGUGAACUCAAAAGGUCAGAGGGAGAUGUAAUAAAGAAUCAACAGCAGCUUCGGCGAACCAUGAGAGACUAUGAGAAUGCCAUUUUACGAAAGAAGCAAGCAGAGGCCCGAAAAAUACUUGAAAAUCAAAAGAAAGAGUUUUUCAUUACCAGGGACCAUGUGCACAGAAAGGAGCAAAUGAACAAAUCCAGAAUUGAACAAACUUUAACGAAAGCUCAACAAGAUAAGGAUGAAGACAGAAAAGUCUUUGUUUCUGUUGGGGACUUGGAGAGAAAGUAUCGGGCAAAAAUUGCAGAGAUUGAAAUGAGAAGAACAGAAGUAAUGCGUCUGAAUGAGGAGUACACAAAAAAAUUGAAGAUGAAAGAGGAGGAGACGUUUAAAUUGAACAGAGAUUUGGCAGAGAUUGCCCUCGCUGUAAACAUGGAGGCACAAAAGAGACGCGCCAUCCACUUUCAACACAUCAAGGACCAUCAUGCUGAAUCAAAGGAUAAGAUGCAAGUUGGUAAUGAGAUAGAGUCAGCCUAUGAGACAAAAGUGAAGAAGACACAAAUUAAAGGAGAUCAGUUUGAGAACAACAGGCGGAGAUUGAGUCUUGACCUGACUGUCUCCAAAUCAAACUUAGAAGAAAAAUCACGAGAUGAGGGAAGACAGCUGCUAGACACACGUAACAGACUUCAAGACAACUUCAUCCUUCAGAAGCAACUACAGGAAUCUGCGUUGAAUGCCAAGUUAGACCUCAAGAGUAAAAAAAUGAAUAGCAGACUCCAGGCUCAUGAAUCUCGGAAGCAGAUGCGAUUAAAAGAGUUUUCUCUCCAGAAACGAAGACAAUACGAACAAAAGGAAACACAGUGGGAGGAUAGGUUCCAGAAAAGAAAUCAAGAUUCAAAACGACGAGAAAAUGAAGAUAAUCUAAAACAUAUAACGAAGGAGGUCAACAAACUCGAGGAGGUGGAGCAUGAUCUCUUCAACAGAGUAAGGAAUGCAGAGUAUACACGCAAACAGCGAGAGCAGAUGUGUAAACGCCUUAAAGGAAAGCUUCUUGACCUACGGAGAAAAAAUGCUGAAACACUAAAACGGCAAAUGUUGCAAUGUUUAGAGCAGGAGAAAGAAGUAGAACAAAAGCUUCUACGAGAACAAGCCGAAUUGGACAAGGCCCAUGUUAACAGAGAAGAAAACUACCUAACCCUACAGCAGCACAGGAUCAAAAUGAGGGAGGAUCAGUAUGUACUAAGUGAAACCGCAAGAGAACAUAACCGUCUCAUGCGAAUUGGAGAGAAAACCGAUGAUCUAAGUGCCAGCGUGUCAUGAAGUAUGAAUUUAUAUUGUCGCAUGUGCAAAAUGAAAUUUAUAAA
Molecule: messenger RNA, 1880 nt
Organism: Anneissia japonica
Lineage: Eukaryota; Metazoa; Echinodermata; Crinoidea; Comatulida; Comatulidae
Product: trichohyalin-like
Exons: 13
Coding region: 91-1836 (581 amino acids)
Source: RefSeq, a predicted model, not a curated record